AUGCCUGACAAAAAGUCAUCCAGUGCUGCAAAUACAAAAGCCAUAAUUCUUGUUGGUGGUGACCUCAGAGGAACACGUUUCAGACCUCUCAGUUUGAACACUCCCAAAGUCCUUUUCCCCAUCGCAGGCAAGCCUUUGCUUUCCCAUAUCAUUGAACCUAUUAGUAAGAUCCAGUCUAUCAAAGACGUGUUGAUUAUCGGAUUUUACGAAAAUUCGGUCUUCAAAAACUUUUUGUGUGAGUGCAGGGAGCAAUUUCCAAACUUGAACAUUAAAUAUUUGAGAGAGUAUAAAGCAUUGGGUACUGCCGGUGGUUUAUUUCAUUUCAGAGAUGAAAUUAAGAGAAAUAACCCUGAAAAGAUUUUCGUUAUUCAUGGAGACAUCAUUUGUUCAUUCCCUUUUAAGGAGAUUUUGGAGUUCUUUACUAAGCAACAAGAUUACUAUGAUGAUAGUGAAGCUAAAGCUGUUGUGUUUGGUAUCGAUGUUCCAAAGUAUUUGGCCUCUCACCCACAUACUUUUGGUGCGAUUGUUGCUGACAAAAAUAACAAAGUUAUCCACUAUGUUGAAAAACCGGAGUCAAAAUUAUCUAAUAUCAUUAACGGGGGAAUCUACUUGUUUAAUUCAAAGUAUAUCAUCAACAAAAUUGCCGAAGUAAAGCAUUCCAAAGAUGAGCUUGUUGAUGAUGUCACUAAUGUUGACCCGAUAGAUAGUGAUGUUGUGAGCUUGGAAAAUGAUAUUUUGGCCAAAUUACCAGAUGAUGGUGGCUUCUAUGUCUUCAAGUCUGGUUCUUAUUGGAGACAAAUUAAGAGAGCCGCCAGUGCUUUGCCAGCCAAUGACUUGGUGUUAGCGAAUACCAAGACAGAUAACAGUUCCCAAAAAUGUGAGAUCAUUGAGCCUGUUUUCAUCCACCCAACUGCUAAAAUUGCUGCAUCGGCCAAGAUUGGUCCAAAUGUUUCAAUUGGUCCAUAUUGUGUCAUUGAUGAAGGUGUUAGAGUUAAGAACUCGAUUUUAUUAGAAAAUGUUGAAAUCAAUGAAGAUUCAUUGGUGUUAUACUCUAUCAUUUCCUCCGAUACCAAAAUUGGUAAAUGGGUAAGAAUUGAAGGCACAGAAAUCAAGGCUAACGAUCCAGUUACGUACUUUGAAGUCCAUGAAAUUAAAUUUUCCAAGGCUACGAUUUUAUCCUCCAACACAUUUAUUAACGACAACGUUUACGUUAAGAAUUGUGUUGUCUUACCAAACAAGGAAAUCAAAGUUGACACUAAAUUGGAAAUUAUUAUGUGA
This is a messenger RNA of Saccharomycopsis crataegensis, 1278 nucleotides long. RefSeq lists its product as uncharacterized. NCBI's taxonomy places the organism in Eukaryota, Fungi, Ascomycota, Saccharomycetes, Ascoideales, Saccharomycopsidaceae. Bases 1 to 1278 code for a protein of 425 amino acids. Gene Ontology annotation, biological process: biosynthetic process. The transcript is spliced from 2 exons. Gene Ontology annotation, cellular component: cytoplasm. The record is from RefSeq and is a predicted model, not a curated record.